Messenger RNA from Toxorhynchites rutilus septentrionalis, 2155 nucleotides. RefSeq lists its product as uncharacterized. Lineage: Eukaryota; Metazoa; Arthropoda; Insecta; Diptera; Culicidae. Bases 891 to 1193 code for a protein of 100 amino acids. The transcript has 6 exons. The record is from RefSeq and is a predicted model, not a curated record.
UGCUUAUUCAGUUGAGCUUGAGCUUGCUUUCCGCCCGGUCGGGAAUUCUCAGUGGCGAUUCGUUGAUAACCUGCGUAUGUUGAUGCCUAGACGCCGGACUGCAUUGACUAUCGUAGUGAAACAGCGCGAAAGGACGAAAGGACAGAGGGAAUGUUCUGCGGUGGCACUCUUGAACCGUUGUGAACCGAAUAUAGAUAAGUGCGUUCUCGUGUUGUGACUAUGACCAAAUUUCGGUGAAACCAUGUUUACCAAUGAUCAUCGAUGCGGGAAAACACUCAAUCAAUAACGGUCAUUGGUUUUGGAAAAAUAACGCUACACUUUGUACGGAAGCAUAUUUAAUGUGAUGUGAUAUCAGUUUUCAAGUGGAGAUAGAUUGGAUGUGUGGUUCAUGAAGUAGACACCGAAUUGUAGCCAAUUACUGCGGAUCGGACAAGCUGAACAACGUUUUGGUCUCCGAAUUUUCGUCGGGGGAGGUAAUGAAAUAGUGUUUGUUUGUAUACAACUUCGGUAUCAUCGAGAGAAUUCUAGUGUCUCCCAGCCCAGCGAAUUCGCAGGGCAUUUGAAUCGGGAAUUAAUUGGAUUGACCAACAAGCAAGCUGGAUCAAGAGAAUCAGAAUGGUCAGCAAGAAGACUCGCACAGUCAAGAAGUGCCAGAAUGGGACACCGGCUGGCCACAGGGACCAGAAAAGGUGAUCGUAGAGGUUCGUGAGACGGCAACUGAGUCUAUUACAUCGCUAGAAACAAACACUGUAAAUAAUUCCACUGAUAUUUUAGAGGCAUCUGGACCAAAUAUAGUUGUAAGGCCUGAGGAGGCACUCAUUGUCAUUUUUGUACUUGUACUCUGGAUAGGUGCAAUCGGACUUUUCUUCCACCGAUGGGGGAAAAUUCGAAUGCUAGAGCCUUAUCAGCCAAAGUUCAUCCAGCAGCAUCGGGGUUCUUGCCCGCUAGUGGACAUAGACCUAGACUUACCGCCGGUCCCCCAGAGAUCAUCGCUGUCCCGAAUGUCCAUGGGUUUGCAAACAACAAUGACGUCUGUCUGCUCGGGAGGAUAUCCGGGUUACAUCCGCCCCCGGCAGAAUUCCGUUUUUGUUGGGCCGCACGUGGUGUCACCACCGCAACCGCCAAGAAAAACGCGCUCAGCUGUCGACAUCCAUUCGAUGAUACUUAGCGAAGGCGAAUCCGAAGCGGUCUAGCGCGUCUCCCCCCUUCCUUUUUCCCCAUUGUCUAGUCCUGCUACGUCUGGCUGCCAACAGUGGACACAAAGACUCACCGGGAACGCGCAGGGGGAAGAUGCAUCCUACACAGAACAACUAAAUAUUUUUAUAUCAAGUUAUAUAUAUUUACAUUUGGCUUUCCUUUUUAUACAAGAGAUACGUUGAAUGAAGAAGAUGAAAAUGAAGACAGUAAUCGUAAACCAAGUUCGCCCUCGUCGGAUAUGACUAAACCGUAGACUAUUUAUCUCAUAUUUGAAGUGUUGUUUAUACUCGUGCCGUUUUACAACCCAACUAGACGUUGUUUCUUGAGGCCAGCCAAAAUGGCAUAAUCGUAUGUUCGUAGAAGAUUAAACCGGUUAUACAUACAUAUAAAGUGCAGAAUGCAAAUUUAAUUUACGAUAAAUUUGAAAUUCUAAAAAUAGCCUAUCGAUAAGUCAGGAACGAGUACCAAUGAUAAAAUGCGAUUUUAUACACGUAUAUAUGUUUCUAUGUUUUCAUAUCACAAAACGUUGUAGAGAGAGAGGAUAAGUUUGGAUGGCUUCCAACAAUAUAUCGAAUAUCGAACAUUUUAGGAAGGUUGUGCAGCCUUUAAUGCAUAUUUUGCUGCAUGCUCAGUUUCAACGAGUGUAAUCGUUAGAGUUGCUAUCAAUUCCAUAUAGUGUUCACAGCACAUUAAAGUUAUUUUGUAGCAACUGAAAAUUUGUGAAUAGUGAGCACAAAGGUAUUUGUGAAGCUCUUUAACUAACUUCAGUUGAGAAAAAAACCAUGAAAAUAGCACCUUUUGUUUCUAGCAAACAUGCAUUGUUAGUAGAUGUUUAGAUGAAAGAUACUCUAAUAUUUAUUCCCAACCUCUAAAUAUACUUUUGUGAAGCUAGAAAGUGAUUGUUGACAAAGACUACCAGAAUGAAAUGGAAACAUGCUACAUUGUCCAAUUAAUAUCA